Rhododendron vialii is the source of this 1189-nucleotide messenger RNA. RefSeq names its product RING-H2 finger protein ATL57-like. Bases 293 to 1042 code for a protein of 249 amino acids. The transcript has a single exon. NCBI's taxonomy places the organism in Eukaryota, Viridiplantae, Streptophyta, Magnoliopsida, Ericales, Ericaceae. The record is from RefSeq and is a predicted model, not a curated record.
GAUAUAGAACUCGGCCCCACACACUGGCCCCCGCCUCUCCUCUACCGUCAUCUAGUAUAGUUUAGUUAAUCAUCCAAAACUCGCCGCACACAACCCCUUCCCACCGCAAAACGGAACUUCUUCCAAUACUUCACUUCCCAAAAAGUAAACACAGAGCCCCCUCGGACCAUCACUCCACAAUACUACUCCACCAUGUACUAGUAUAUCUAGCGACUGGCAACCCUCUCUCUCUCUCUCUCUCUCUCUCUCUCUCUCUCUCUCUCAUUCUUGACCAAACUACUCUCUCUCUCAAAUGAAUUUAGCAAUGAAACCCCACAGCAGGAAGCUCCUACCAGACGCCGACACACUCGGGACCAGUACCCUACUCCCACACCCUUAUGCUCCCAACCCAAUACUGCUCCACCAACCCACCAACGCCACAACCAAAGGCCCGCCCUUUAGGCCCAACUCCUCCCCACUGGACUCCUCCAUGACCCUCACCACCCUCGUUCUCCUCACCGCUCUCUUCUUCAUGGGCUUCUUCUCCCUCUACCUCCGCCGCUUCGCUGACUCCCCCUCCUCCUCCUCCCGCCCCCGCCGCCGCCCUUCCUCUCCCUUCUCCUCCUCCACCCUCCUCCCCCUGUGGAGAUCAUCAAACUACCCCGAAGGCCUCGACCCCUCCGCCGUCCGAUCGCUCCCGCUUGUUUCUUACGGUGGGGACGCGAAGCACCCGAUCGACUGCGUCAUCUGCCUGUGCGAGUUCGAGGACGGGGAAACGGUUAAAAUGAUUCCCUACUGCCGCCACGUGUUCCACGCGCGGUGCGUCGACACGUGGCUGGCGUCGCACGUGUCGUGCCCGUUGUGCCGUUCGUCGAGGAUUUUCGGAGGUGGGGAGGAAUGCUUGGGCGUGUCGCGGGGAGAGGUGGUUGAUCGCGGUGGAGGUGAGAGUUUUAGAUCGACGGUGGAGAUUGAGAAUGUGGGUCCGGUUCGGAUGAUGAGAAGGGCUUGUAGUUACCCUAGCGUAGGAGAUCGAGUCGUACUGGAGAGGAGCUCGAGUUUUUAACCACCUUCAGCUUUUAAAUUUUUUUUUUUUGUGCCUGUGAAUGAUGGCACGUGUAAAUAUGUAUAUAUAUAUUUAUACUGGUACAUUAUUCUAAAAUUAUUUACUAAUUCGAAUAAUCCAACACGUUUGGUAUUGGGCGCUUCUUGA